Messenger RNA from Pararge aegeria (speckled wood butterfly), 3002 nucleotides. RefSeq names its product forkhead box protein J3-like. Gene Ontology annotation, cellular component: nucleus. The record is from RefSeq and is a predicted model, not a curated record. The transcript is spliced from 6 exons. Gene Ontology annotation, biological process: regulation of transcription by RNA polymerase II. The coding region runs from base 352 to 1287 and encodes 311 amino acids. Gene Ontology annotation, molecular function: DNA-binding transcription factor activity, RNA polymerase II-specific; RNA polymerase II cis-regulatory region sequence-specific DNA binding. Lineage: Eukaryota; Metazoa; Arthropoda; Insecta; Lepidoptera; Nymphalidae.
AUGUCAUAAUAAUUUCAUUUUCUGAAAAAUUACGUUUUCUUUAAUGUUUUACGUUCUUUUUAAUGUUUCAUUGAUGUCUAACGCUAAUUCUUGUCCUAAUUUCGGUUUGUUUGCACUCAAUUUCGCAAAUUGUGUUAGUGAUUUCUGCCGACACUCCAAGGAUUUUCAAUUGGUGUUUUACAAUGAAUAUCAGAGAUCAUCCUCAUAAAAGGUAGCGAGUAGCGAGUGAUUUCGACGCCCACAAGACUUUGUUACAAGGGCUACGCAGUGCUUUUGGAUUUUUUUGGCGUGUUACGUUGAGAGAUGGAUAUGUGAUGAAGUCGGUGUAGAAAGUGCGUUGUAUGAGGAACAAUGAGCGACUCGCCAGGAGUGGAGUGGCUCCCGGCAUACAGCCCGGGGCCCCCGCGGCACAGUCCCCUGGGGCCCAUCCCUCGCUUCCUGUACGAGGACGUGCAGCCGCCGUCACUGCAACAGGAAAACAACAACAGGGAAACAGAGCUCUCACAGAACACUAAUAAAAUCAAACAUGCCAAGCCAGCCUACAGUUAUGCAAGUAUGAUCAGACUGGCCAUCAGCAGUUCACCGAAUGGCAAGAUGACACUUAACGAAAUAUACAAUUAUAUUUGUAAUGCAUUCCCCUACUACAAAGAGGCUGGGAAGGGUUGGAUGAACUCAAUAAGGCACAAUCUCUCACUGAACAAGUGCUUUAUGAAGGUGGCCCGAAGUAAGGAUGACCCUGGGAAGGGUUCGUACUGGGCAAUGGACAGCAGCUACAAAAUGGCAGAGGUCACGCAGAGACGCAAACGCAGCUUAAGGAUGGCGCCGUACAGUCCAGAAUGUAGCUCGAACAGCAGCGGCGAGGCCGGCGCGGCGGGCGUCGACGCCGCGCCCACGCCGCCGGCCACGCCCACCACCCCUACCACGCCCACAACGCCCACCACCGCCGUCAUCAAGGAGGAGCAGGCCGUUAAACUGGAGAACACUGAUUCAAGACACACAGACGACGCGUUAACGGCGCUCAUGAAUGAAGAGCUGAUCACAGAUGCUGACAUCAGCAGAGAAAGCUGGUGGUGGUCGGGCGCGCGGCGACACGUGUGCGUCGUGCGCCACAGCGCUCUCACUGACGACUACGGCAACUUCCUCGACACGCGGCACCACUGCGACUGCCCGCUCGACACCACGCCCACGACGCCAACGACGCCCACGAUGCCCACGACGCCCAUCAUCGCCGGGGAAGAGGUGGGCGUUGACGCUCUGCCUACGACGCCGCCCUGGCACGCGUUAUAACACCGCGUACUCCUGAUGCGUGAGUGUUGGAAAACUAAAUACUACGUGUAGCUGUAGGUGUAUACGUGAACAUAAUUAUAUGGAUUAUACAUUUUGGCAACCCUGUGUACUUUAUGACAGAUGGUGGUCAUCAAUUUUGUAAAACCUCCAUGUGAAUAACGCAACGGUGAAAGUUUUGAUGCGGAUCAGAAGAUAUACAAAUGUAAUAUUAUCAUGAAUAUACUAUCUGUGGAUUGAUUCACAUUUCAAAUGAGUCAAUAUCGUAGUUUUUUAAAAUUUUGUAUCUCAAAAAGAUAUCGGAAUUAGCUGGCUCUAAUUCUUUUGAAAAACACAAAGAGAUAAAUGUUAUGACGUUAAUUCUAUGACAUUCGAGGUACUGCGAAAGUUGCUCGCACAUGCUGAUUUGUCCUUAUCGCAUUUUACGUACGCGAAAGUGUGUUGCGUGCAGUCCUUGUAGCAACGUGCGAUCAGCUUUAAAUGGAUGAAGAGGUGAACUAAAACUGUUCACCCAUUCAGCACAGGUGCGGAAUUAGGCGCUUGCGUCAGUACUCAACAAUCAAAUUGCGGCAAAAGUACGUGUCCACAGCAUCGGACGCGCCGAAGAAACUCGAAUGCCUGCCGAAAGAGAUAUAUCGGUACGUGUCGCAUUUUUUCGGCACUUCCGGCGCAUAUCGAUGGGUGUGCGCGCCGAAUUAUGGCGCAAAAAUACUAGGGCUGCAGAUGUAAAUGACUGUAAAGAUGUUAUAGUUAGAGUUGGUACCACGUACCGCUACUAUAUAUUGUAGCACUAGGUCUAGCGUAAUAUGUAUGCCAGUAUUUUGAAAGUUAUAUCGAAAAAGGUUGAGUUUUUUUUUGCAGUUUUUAAAGGUUUUACGAUUUCGAAAACGUGCCAUCCGUGGAAAUGCUAAUUUAAUAAGAAUUUAAAGAAGCUCAUGCCCAAGGUUAAUAUCAGAAUUUUUCUUUGUGGCGUGGAAACCAGAAACACAGUAUAUGUAGUUUUCAAUGUGGUGUAUUCAGUUUGAAAGCGGGUUUACCGAGAUUUUUUUCUGCUCUAUUUAUUUAUUGGCUAUGUCAUAAUUGGAUAGUUUUCCUAUGUUUUAGUACGUACAAAUAAUUUUCUGCUCACCCUCAAAAAUUUAUUUUCCCUCAACUUCAGGUUUAUAGUUUAUAAACAAAUUAUUUUGUGUUGUAGACAUUCAGCGGUAAUUAACUUUUUGUUAACAUUUCCACUGAUGGCAAACAAACAAGAAAUAUACCAGUUUGUAAGUGUGUUCAGCUGUAAUAUAUAUACAUACAUAUAUAACAUAGUGUAUUUGUAGUAAACUAAGUUAUACCUAAAACGAAAAAUAGUUUAUAUAAAAACGAAACUUUUUUUAAAAAAAACAGAGUACAUGUAAAGUGUAAAUGAAUAACAUAUCUGCCAACAUAUACAUUAAUAUACCUAAUACAUAGAUAGUGGGUAGUUACCUCUACGUAAUAUCUUUAGUGUUUUGUUUUGAAUAUUAGAUAUUUUUUUAUAUGUACAGCACAUAGAAACUCCUAAAUAGAUACUAUUUACUCGAAAUUACGUGCGUUCGUAUUUUUAUUGACACUUGAGACAUAAAUGUUACGGAGGAAAUACUCUUCGAACGUUCUAGCAAUGGUACUGAAUGGUAGAUUUCCGUAAGAUACAUAUAUAUAUUUUUUUUUAAUAUUUUGCUAUUAAGAUCACAGUU